Molecule: messenger RNA, 198 nt
Organism: Paraglomus brasilianum
Lineage: Eukaryota; Fungi; Glomeromycota; Glomeromycetes; Paraglomerales; Paraglomeraceae
Source: the annotation of a GenBank genome assembly
GCUUUCUCAGAAAAAGAUGCCCAAUACUUUAAAAACGCUUGCAUUCUUGAAGGCUUUUAUGCUACUAUGUCGGACAUCAAGAGAACACAAAAGAAAAAUCCCGGUUUACAGGAGCAAUCCGGAUUGUUUGGUACACUUUUAUCAAGUCCAAUAAAGAAAGGUAACAUGAAAAUUAUCGUAGUUAAAAUAGAUAAUUAG